AUGACAGUUAUGAUUUAUAGGCAGUGUACAGAAGGUGCAAAUGGUGAUGAGGUUUUAGCUGACACAAAUAAAGAAUGUAAACAUGAUUAUCGAUUGGAUGAACAAAUUGGAAUAUACUGCCGUACAUGCGGCUUUGUGAAAACUGAGAUACGAUACAUUUCUGAACCCAUUGUGGAAAGGCUAAAAUGGUACGAACAGAAGAAACAACGCAGUGAAGAUACGGAACAAGUUGAUGAAGAUGUUAAUAAUGAUACGUUCUCAACUGAUGCUACUGAUCUUGGUGAACCAAUAUCCAAAGAAAAUGAUAGUGUUUGGGAAUUGAUUCCUGAACUCAAAGAAAACAUGCAUGCACACCAGAAAAAAGCUUUUGAAUUUCUCUGGAAGAACAUUGCAGGGUCUAUGGAGCAAUCACUCAUGGAAGAAAAAUCUAACACAAGUGGUGGCUGUGUUAUAUCUCAUGCUCCUGGAGCUGGAAAAACCUUUCUCAUCAUCUCUUUUCUUGUAAGCUAUUUGAAAUUAUUUCCAGAGAAAAGACCAUUGGUCCUAGCUCCAAAGACCACACUCUACACAUGGCAAAAAGAGUUCGAAAAAUGGAAUAUUCCCAUGCCGGUGUAUCUUAUCCACAGCAGUCAAACCCAGAGACAUUCGAUGACACCAAAAUCAGUGGUUCUACCUGGAGUUUCAAAUUCUAAUGGUGUCAAGCAUGAUUUUGAUUGUCUACAAAAGAUCAAAAGCUGGAAUUCACACCCUAGUGUUCUUGUCAUGGGCUAUUCCUCAUUUUUAGCCUUAAUGAGAACAGAAGAUAAAAAAAAUUCACACAGAAAGCGCACGGCUAAAGCAUUGAGGGAAAGUCCCGGACUCUUGAUACUUGAUGAGGGACACAAUCCUAGAAGUACCACAUCAAAGUUGAGGAAGUGCUUAAUGGAUCUACCAGCAGCAUUGAGAAUUUUACUUUCUGGCACUUUGUUUCAAAACAAUUUUGGGGAAUACUUCAACACUCUCUGUUUAGCCAGACCAAAAUUUAUUCACGAAGUUCUGGAAGAGUUAGAUUCUAAGUACAGAAGAGGCAAACUAGAGGAGGAAGUGCCUCAUUUACUAGAGGCACGCGCGAGAAAAUUCUUCUUGGAGAACAUUGAAAAGAAAAUUAACUCAAAUAUUGAUGCGGAAAAAAUGAAGGGUAUAGAUGUGCUUCGAAAAAUCACAAAUGGUUUUAUCGAUGUUUAUGACGGUGGAAGUUCUUCUGAUACUCUUCCCGGUUUGCAAAUCUAUACAUUGCUCGUGAAUGCAUCCGAUGAACAACACGAGAUUGUGCAGAAACUGCAAAAGAAAAUGGUGGGCAGUACCGGUUACUCUCUUGAGGUUGAGCUUUUGAUAACACUCGGGUCAAUACAUCCAUGGUUGAUCAAAACAGCAGAAUCAUGUGCAGCUAAGUUUUUCUCCGAAGAAGAGUUAGAAAGACUAGAACAAAACAAAUUUGCUUUGAGAAAAGGUUCCAAAGUAAGAUUUGUUUUGAGCCUAAUCUCACGUGUGAUGAGAAAGGAAAAGGUUCUCAUCUUCUGUCACAACCUUGCACCAGUGAGGUUUUUGAUAGAGUUAUUUGAGAAUCAUUUUCGGUGGAAAAAUGGUAAAGAGAUUCUGCAACUAACUGGUGAACAAGACUUCUUUGAAAGAACGAACGUGAUAGAUAAAUUUGAAGAUCGUUGUGGCGAUUCAAAGAUACUUCUUGCUUCAAUCAAUGCUUGUGCUGAAGGUAUCAGUUUAACAGCAGCUUCAAGAGUGAUUUUUUUGGAUUCUGAGUGGAAUCCUUCAAAAACAAAGCAAGCUAUUGCACGCGCUUUUCGACCUGGUCAGGAGAAAAUGGUUUAUGUGUAUCACUUGUUGAUGACUGGAUCCAUGGAGGAAGAUAAGUACAGAAGAACUACUUGGAAAGAGUGGGUUUCUUGUAUGAUUUUCAGUGAGGAGCUUGUUGAAGAUCCUUCCAAAUGGCAAGCUGAGAAAAUUGAAGAUGACAUACUCAGAGAGAUGGUUGAAGAGGACAAGUCCAAACUUAUUCAUAUGAUCAUGAAGAAUGAAAAGACUUCAACAAGCUAAUCAAAGGUAACAAACAAAAUUUAAUAUUUGUCAUUCUCUUUAUUUUUUUCUUGGGUGAAACUUUUUAUCACACCUAAUACUAUUGUCUAUAUUAAUUCUAUCUUAAGGACUAUUUAAGUAUAUGAUUAUAAAUAUCACAUUAAAGUAUAUGUA
Molecule: messenger RNA, 2244 nt
Organism: Medicago truncatula (barrel medic)
Lineage: Eukaryota; Viridiplantae; Streptophyta; Magnoliopsida; Fabales; Fabaceae
Product: SNF2 domain-containing protein CLASSY 1-like
Exons: 3
Coding region: 1-2091 (696 amino acids)
Biological process (GO): gene silencing by siRNA-directed DNA methylation
Molecular function (GO): ATP binding
Source: RefSeq, a predicted model, not a curated record